AUGAGGUUUACAGCAAUAUUGCUUCGCCGAUCGACUCCAAAAUGGUUUAAAUCCGGCCGAACAGCAGGAUUGAAUUGUUUCGAUGUUAAACAUGCUGAUCUAGCUGUUUCGAGGCAUUUUACUCGAACUAUGGGUCAAAUGUAUGGUCUGGACACAGGAGUAGAGGAUAUGGUAUGUUUCUCGUUUUGUUAAUUUGUUAUUUUUUAAAUUUAGAAGUUGUUUUUGGGAACAAAAGAAGCAAAGUACAGGAAGUUGGGUAGUCAGAAGGUGAAACAGUUAUCCGGGUUAUAUCAGGAGAAGAUAGCCAAUAUUGUGUCAGAGAACGAAAAACUAUGUAAAAUGAAAGUGGAGAUAUCUGGUGUUAAGGUUCCAAAGACUUUGUGUGAGAUACAAGUGUUUUGGGUUUGUCAAGGAGACGAAAUGGAUGAAGUAAGGAUAAUGUAAUUAUUUUAGGUAUAAAAAAGUAAUAUGCACCUGUAGUAAUAAAAUGUUGAUAAUUACUUAUUCUUGUAAUUUUGUAGUAAAAUAUUUUAUUUUCGUUGUUUCAGGUGAUUGAAAAGAACCUGGAAGAAGUUUCAUCGGAUCUGAGACGAGCGCUGACAUCUCAAUGCUUUGGAACUAAUGUUCCUCCACUCAGAUUUGUUCCAGACAGAAGUUUAUUAAUAAAGAAGGUAAGGUUUUUUGCUAAUUUAUUAAUUUUAACUUUAGGAAAUGGAUCAACUGUUUGAAAUGGCAGAUUACGGUGUACAAUAUCGAACUCUGAGUCAAGCAGCAGCCACUUUGGGAUCAAAAAGUGAUACUGGAAAGCCAAAAGACAUUGACAAGAUUCCUGCGUGGAGGUUGAAGCAAUAA
Molecule: messenger RNA, 852 nt
Organism: Bursaphelenchus okinawaensis
Lineage: Eukaryota; Metazoa; Nematoda; Chromadorea; Rhabditida; Aphelenchoididae
Source: the annotation of a GenBank genome assembly